AUGUUCGAAAACGCAAAAGCCAUUCUAGCGUUUACGCCACUAAACGAAAUAGCUUCUUCGGUAGUAGAGCUUACACGCAAAUGCGUUUCGAUCACCGCGCUGAAACGGGCGCGUCAGCUUCACGCUCUCGUCCUCACCGGCGGCGGAACGGCUGAAUCUCCAUACGCGAACAACAAUCUCAUCUCCAUGUACGCGAGGUGCGGCUUCCUGGAACAAGCGCGAAACGUGUUCGACAAAAUGCCUCAGAGAAAUGUAGUGUCUUACAAUGCGCUUUAUUCGGCGUAUUCUCGGAGUCCGGAUUACGCAAGUUGUGCAUUUAGUCUCAUAACCCAUAUGGAAUUUGAUUCAUUGAGGCCCAAUAGCUCGACUUUCACAAGCUUAGUGCAGGUAUGUGCUGUGGCUGAGGAUGUUUUGAUGGGAUCGUCAUUGCAUUCGCAGGUCAUAAAGCUUGGAUUUUCAGAUAAUGUAGUUGUCCAGACAUCGGUUUUGGGGAUGUAUUCCAGUUGCGGGGACUUGGAUUCUGCGAGGAGGAUCUUUGAGUGUGUGAAUGAUGGAGAUGCCGUGGCUUGGAACGCAAUGAUAGUUGGGAGCUUGAGAAAUGAUAAGAUAGAAGAAGGGCUUAUGCUCUUUAGAAGCAUGUUGAUGUCCGGUGUUGAUCCAACGCAGUUCACGUAUUCGAUGGUGUUAAAUGCUUGUAGUAAAUUGGGAAGUUAUUCACUUGGGAAGGUGAUUCAUGCCCGGAUAAUAGUCUCGGAUAGUUUAGCUGAUCUUCCUGUAGAAAAUGCUCUUCUUGACAUGUAUUGCAGUUGUGGGGAUAUGAAAGAAGCACUUUAUGUGUUUGGGAGGAUCCGUAACCCGAAUUUGGUUUCAUGGAACUCGAUUAUAUCGGGGUGCUCAGAAAACGGCUUUGGAGAAGAGGCAAUUCUUAUGUAUUGUAGGUUACAGAGGAGGUCAACACGUCGGCCAGAUGAAUAUACUUUCUCUGCUGUUAUAUCUACGACAGCGGAACCAGAAAGGUUCAUUCAUGGAAAGCUUCUCCAUGGACAAGUAAUGAAGUUAGGAUAUGAAAGGAGUGUUUUUGUUGGAACAACACUCUUGUCCAUGUACUUCAAGAACGGGGAAGCUGAAUCUGCUCAGAAGGUAUUUGGUGCGAUCACAGAAAAGGAUAUUGUUCUGUGGACUGAGAUGAUUGUAGGGCAAUCUAGAGUGGGAAAUAGCGAGUGCGCGGUCCAAUUCUUCAUUGAAAUGUACAGAGAAAAAAAUAGAACUGAUGGUUUUUCCCUGAGCAGUGUCUUAGGAGCAUGUUCAGACAUUGCAAUGCUAAGACAAGGUGAAGUGUUCCAUUCUCUUUCCGUGAAGACAGGAUUCGAUAGUGUUAUGUCGGUAUGUGGAGCCCUCGUAGACAUGUACAGCAAAAACGGCAGAUACGACACUGCAGAAUCAAUAUUCUUACUUGUUUCAAAUCCAGAUUUGAAGUGUUGGAACUCAAUGCUAGGAGCUUAUAGUCAGCAUGGAAUGGUAGAAGAGGCUCUGAAUGUCUUUGAACAAAUAUUAGCAAACGGUCUUACGCCUGAUGCAGUAACAUACUUAUCUUUAUUAGUAGCCUGCAGCCACAGCGGCUCGACACGGCAAGGUAAGUUCCUGUGGAACCAAAUGAAGGAAAAAGGCAUCAAAGCAGGGUUUAAGCACUACUCUUGCAUGGUGAGUUUGGUAUCAAAAGCUGGGUUACUAGACGAAGCACUGGAACUAAUAGAGGAGUGUCUUCCGGAAAACAAUCAAGCAGAACUCUGGAGAACUCUGCUAAGCGCCUGUGUUAACACAAGAAAUUUGCAGAUGGGACUAUACGCAGCUGAGCAGAUCCUGAGACUUGAUCCAGAAGAUACAUCAACACACAUUCUACUAUCGAAUCUUUAUGCAGUGUAUGGGAGAUGGGAGGAUGUUGCAGAGAUGAGAAGAAAGAUUAGGGGAUUAGCUUCUACUAAAGAUCCAGGAUUGAGCUGGAUUGAAGUGAACAACAAUAGCACACAAGUUUUCUCCUCUGGAGACCAGUCUAACCCAGAAGUAAAUCAAGCUCAAGAUGAACUAAAUAGGUUAAAGAGUAAUAUGUUGUGUAAGUCAUCAUCCAAUGAACAAGAUCCAUUCUUUACAAGACUUGUCUGUUCAGAUUAAAAGUUGUAAACAAGUAUCCUCAUUUCAAUUCAAAUCACUUGUGCAAA
Eutrema salsugineum is the source of this 2216-nucleotide messenger RNA. Its product is annotated as pentatricopeptide repeat-containing protein At3g50420. Gene Ontology annotation, biological process: RNA modification. The record is from RefSeq and is a predicted model, not a curated record. Gene Ontology annotation, molecular function: protein binding; RNA binding. Lineage: Eukaryota; Viridiplantae; Streptophyta; Magnoliopsida; Brassicales; Brassicaceae.